Messenger RNA from Silurus meridionalis, 3844 nucleotides. It is a transcript of the gene strip2, whose product is annotated as striatin interacting protein 2. The record is from RefSeq and is a predicted model, not a curated record. Gene Ontology annotation, biological process: cytoskeleton organization. The transcript is spliced from 22 exons. Gene Ontology annotation, cellular component: cytosol. The coding region runs from base 121 to 2553 and encodes 810 amino acids. Lineage: Eukaryota; Metazoa; Chordata; Actinopteri; Siluriformes; Siluridae.
UCUGAAGUUGGCAGGCGGCGGUGUCGCAGGUCAGUGUGAAGGUCCGCGCGUAGAAGAAACGGAUCGCGGAGACGCACUUAGACGCGGGGACACGGAGACGCACGCACGCACGCACGAGCCAUGCAGCAGUCGGACGACAUGGAGGGUUCUAUGGAAUCCCCCAAUCUGGAGUUUGAGUAUGGGGACACUGAUAGCCUGACUGCUGAACUCUCAGAGCUGUACAGUUACACUGAGGAGCCUGAGUUCGGUCUGAACAGGGACUGCUUUGAAGAGGAUUUUAGGAGUCACGUGAAGAGCAGGAGAUGGUUAGAGCUGAGUGUGGAUGAACAGAGGGCAUAUAUCAUGCAACUGCUGGAUGCUCUCGAGGUCACAGACAGAGACAGGAGACUCAAAGUGGCUCGGGCUAUACUCUACCUAGCUCAGGGGGCGUUUGAUGAGUGUAACACAGAAGUGGAUGUUCUUCACUGGUCACGACACAAUGUCUUUCUGCUUUAUGAAAUGGGCAUCUUCACUGCGCUGCUGGAGCUGCUCAGCAUGGAGAUUGACAAUAACCAGGCAUGUAGCAGUGCUGUCAGGAAACCUGCCAUCUCCCUGGCAGACAGCACUGAACUCAGGGUUCUACUGAGCGUCAUGUAUCUGAUGGUAGAGACGAUCCGGGUGGAAACAGGAGACGAAAAGCCGGAGUGGCAAAAGGCUCGAGAGUCCUUCAGAAACGAGCUGAGUUCACCACUUUACAAUGGGGAGCCCUUUGCCCUUCUCCUCUUCACCAUGGUAACCAAGUUCUGCAGUAUGAGCGCCCCCCACUUCCCAAUGAAGAAAGUGCUACUGCUGUUGUGGAAGACCAUACUGUUCACUCUCGGUGGUUUCGAGGAGCUGCAGGAGAUGAAGGUUAAAGCGAGAGAGAAGCUGCGUCUGCCGCCGCUCCCAGAGGACAGUAUAAAGGUGGUCAGGAGCAUGAGAGCAGCCUCACCACCAGCCACUGCAAUGGAGCUCAUUGAACAGCAGCAACAGCAGAAAAGGGGACGCAGGAGUCGCAGGAGUGCCUUUGUUGAUAGCUUGGAAGGAGACAGUCCCUUUGCCAAGAAGCAGCCUCUGGUGAAGCAGGACAGCCUGGACACCUAUAACGAGCGAGACCCCUUUAAAAACGACGAUGCUCGGGAUGAGGAGGAUGAUGCAGAGGAUGUGGACAGUGGAAUAGAGGGUGAGGUUGACCCCCUCGACCGUGAUGUCAUCAUCCAGCCCCCUCCUCCUCCACCCCCUCUCCGGCCUCCGACUGAGAGAGUAAACUUCCCUAAAGGGCUACCUUGGGCACCUAAAGUCCGAGAGAAAGACAUCGAGCAUUUUCUAGAGACCAGCAGGAACAAGUUUAUAGGCUUUACCUUGGGAAGUGAUACAGAGACGCUGGUUGGUUUGCCCAGACCGAUUCACGAGAGUGUGAAGACUCUUAAACAGCACAAGUACGUCUCCAUCUCUGAAGUGCAAAUCAAACGAGAGGAAGAACUGCAGCAAUGUCCCAUGACCAUGGGGGAGGAGGAAGUGGACGAGACACCUGCAGAAAGCUUAUAUGUGGGAAUGCUUCCAAGUCUGUCUCAGUAUGUGAUUGCCCUGUUGAAGCUUCUUCUGGCAGCAGCUCCAACCUCCAAGGCCAAAACAGACUCUAUCAACAUCUUGGCUGAUGUUCUUCCUGAGGAGAUGCCCAUCACUGUCCUUCAGAGUAUGAAACUUGGCAUUGAUGUGAACAGACACAAGGAAAUCAUAGUCAAGGCCAUUUCUGCAUUGCUGCUCCUCCUGCUGAAGCACUUCAAACUUAACCAUAUAUACCAGUUUGAGUAUGUGUCCCAACAUCUGGUAUUUGCCAACUGUAUCCCUCUUAUUCUCAAGUUCUUCAACCAAAACAUCAUGUCUUACAUCAGUGCUAAAAACAGCAUCUGUGUGCUGGAUUUCCCUCACUGUGUGGUCCAUGAGAUGCCUGAACUCACUGCUGAAAGCUUGGAAGCCGGAGAUAAUAAUCAGUUCUGUUGGCGGAAUCUGUUUUCGUGCAUCAACCUUCUGCGGAUCCUCAACGCACUCACCAAAUGGAAGCACUCCAGGACCAUGAUGCUGGUGGUGUUUAAAUCUGCUCCAAUACUAAAAAGGGCAUUGAAGGUCAAGCAAGCCAUGAUGCAGCUUUAUGUCCUCAAGCUCCUCAAGAUUCAGACCAAGUACCUUGGCCGUCAAUGGAGGAAGAGUAACAUGAAAACCAUGUCAGCAAUCUACCAAAAGGUCCGGCAUCGACUUAACGAUGACUGGGCUUAUGGGAACGAUAUUGACGCACGGCCGUGGGACUUUCAGGCGGAGGAAUGCGCGUUGCGUGAGAGCAUUGAGAAAUUCAAUGUACGGCGGUAUGACAGGAACCAAAACAGUGAGUUUGUCCCGGUGGAUAACUGCCUGCAGAGUGUGCUGGGUCAGCGAGUCGAGCUGCCCGAAGACUUCCACUACAGCUAUGAGAUGUGGCUGGAAAGAGAGGUCUUCUCUCAGCCUAUCCAAUGGGAAGGCCUGCUGCAGGCCCAGUGAUAUAGCUGAUAUAAGCCAUUAACUUGAACUAGACUGAUGCAGCUUUACGAACAUCUCACAUCACAAACAUCUCACAUCACAUGUACAGACAAACACACUUGAAGACAGAACACAUGUGCCAGUGCUAUCUUUUAUGUAAAUGAAUGCUUGUAAAUAGAGAUAUCUUCAAUACAAUGUGUGGGUUUUGACAUGAUAUAAACCAUUUUAUCUGUGAAACACAAUCCUCUCAUAUGUACUCUUGGUGAAAAACAACAUAUUCUCCAUCUCAGCCUUUACACUGUAUACAAAAAAAUCAUUAACAACAUGAGUACAUGUAGAAGUAAGUAUUAUACAAGAGUCUGACAAAAAGAUGAAGGUAUUUAUUUAUUUAAGUGUUUAUUUAUUUAUUUAUUCUUUAAAAAUGUCUCAGUUUAAAACUGCUGAUAAAACGUUUAUUUUUCAUGCAUACACACAAUGUGGAUGUAUAUAAAACCAAAAAGAAUGCAUGUUGUCAAGCUAAGGAGGCUUGAUUUUGAAAAAAGCCAACCAUGGCAACUGUAAGCAUGACCCGUGUGUCAGCAGGACCUGAAGAACAGGUUCUGUGUUAUUUUCCUUCGAGAGACUGCUGCAGUCCCUCGCUUACUGCGUAACGUCUCUCACUCGGUUUACUGGAAAAACGUCCUUGAGAAAGUCACGCUUCUCUUAGUAUGUCACAUGUCAGAGCUUCCGAACACAAGUCUUAGAAUGAGCUCUAACAGCACACCACAAAAGCACAGAAGUGUCCUUGGUGAAUAACAUCACCCUCUUUACAAAUAGCAAGGUUCCGACAUAACGGUGCUGGUUUUUACCAUUGUUUUAUGACAUCUCCUCUGUCUGUUUCCUGCCCACUCCCCACUUUGUCGUGAUUAAACGACACUAAAGAACAGUCUUUGUUUAAAUACUGAAAUUUGUGAGAGGAUUUUAUAACUUCACUUGUUUUCUAUGCUGAUUUAUUGUUUUUAUUAUUUUGUUGAAAAUCAUCAAAAUACAUACAUCUUGUGUCCCAGUAAUAAUUCUAAACCAAUGCAAGUUUUUAUUGUGUUUGAAAAAAAUUAUAUAAAAAAGAACAAUGUAUAGCAUAUAAGAAAAUGAAGAGUCUCUAAGCGAAUGUUUAAACUGCUGUGGAAAAUAUUUUCAACUGGGAAUCCACUGCAUCUAUUCAUAAUUUCUUACUUAUGAGCCGAUAUCACUGUCACAGAAUUUAAAAGUCUGAUAUUGAGAUAUAAUGUCAUUAUUUCUGGGCUCAAAACAACCCAUUACAUGAUUUGACUGA